Bufo gargarizans (Asiatic toad) is the source of this 1593-nucleotide messenger RNA. RefSeq names its product proteoglycan 4-like. Bases 1 to 1593 code for a protein of 530 amino acids. The record is from RefSeq and is a predicted model, not a curated record. The transcript has a single exon. Lineage: Eukaryota; Metazoa; Chordata; Amphibia; Anura; Bufonidae.
AUGCAGGAGCGCCACAAUGCCCGAGACACUGCAGGAGCACCACGGUGCCCAAGACCCUGGAGGGGCGCCACACUGCCCGAGACACGGCAGGAGCGCCACAGUGCCCAAGACCCCGGAGGGGCGCCACAGUGCCCGAGACACGGCAGGAGCGCCACGCUGCCCAAGACCCCGGAGGGGCGCCACACUGCCCGAGACAAUGCAGGAGCACCACAAUGCCUGAGACACUGCAGGAGCACCACGGUGCCCAAGACCCCGGAGGGGCGCCACACUGCCCGAGACAUGGCAGGAGCGCCACGCUGCCCAAGACCCCAGAGGGGCGUCACACUGCCCAAGACACGGCAGGAGCGCCACGCUGCCCAAGACCCCGGAGGGGCGCCACACUGCCCGAGACAAUGCAGGAGCACCACAAUGCCCGAGACACUGCAGGAGCACCACGGUGCCCAAGACCCCGGAGGGGCGCCACACUGCCCGAGACAAUGCAGGAGCGCCACAAUGCCCGAGACACUGCAGGAGCACCACGGUGCCCAAGACCCCGGAGGGGCGCCACACUGCCCGAGACACGGCAGGAGCGCCACAGUGCCCAAGACCCCGGAGGGGCGUCACACUGCCCGAGACACGGCAGGAGCGCCACAGUGCCCAAGACCCCGGAGGGGCGCCACACUGCCCGAGACACGGCAGGAGCGCCACGCUGCCCAAGACCCCGGAGGGGCGCCACACUGCCCGAGACAAUGCAGGAGCACCACAAUGCCUGAGACACUGCAGGAGCACCACGGUGCCCAAGACCCCGGAGGGGCGCCACACUGCCCGAGACAUGGCAGGAGCGCCACGCUGCCCAAGACCCCAGAGGGGCGUCACACUGCCCAAGACACGGCAGGAGCGCCACGCUGCCCAAGACCCCGGAGGGGCGCCACACUGCCCGAGACAAUGCAGGAGCGCCACAAUGCCCAAGACACUGCAGGAGCACCACGGUGCCCAAGACCCCGGAGGGGCGCCACACUGCCCGAGACACGGCAGGAGCGCCACAGUGCCCAAGACCCCGGAGGGGCGCCACACUGCCCGAGACACGGCAGGAGCGCCACGCUGCCCAAGACCCCGGAGGGGCGCCACACUGCCCGAGACAAUGCAGGAGCACCACAAUGCCUGAGACACUGCAGGAGCACCACGGUGCCCAAGACCCCGGAGGGGCGCCACACUGCCCGAGACAUGGCAGGAGCGCCACGCUGCCCAAGACCCCAGAGGGGCUGUCACACUGCCCAAGACACGGCAGGAGCGCCACGCUGCCCAAGACCCCGGAGGGGCGCCACACUGCCCGAGACACUGGAGGGGCUCCACACUGCCCGAGACACGGCAGGAGCGCCACAGUGCCCAAGACCCCGGAGGGGCGCCACACUGCCCGAGACACGGCAGGAGCGCCACGCUGCCCAAGACCCCGGAGGGGCGCCACACUGCUCGAGACACGGCAGGAGCACCACAAUGCCUGAGACACUGCAGGAGCACCACGGUGCCCAAGACCCCGGAGGGGCGCCACACUGCCCGAGACAAUGCAGGAGCGCCACAAUGCCCGAGACACUGCAGGAGCACCACGGUGCCUGA